This is a messenger RNA of Miscanthus lutarioriparius, 2682 nucleotides long. NCBI's taxonomy places the organism in Eukaryota, Viridiplantae, Streptophyta, Magnoliopsida, Poales, Poaceae. The record is from the annotation of a GenBank genome assembly.
AUGUCGUCAUCGUCCCCGGUGCCGGCAAGGCCUGAGAAUGUCACCUCCGCCCCGGCCACGGCGAGCAACACAUUCCACGUGCUUAACUCCGCCGGCGGCGCCGUCGGGGCGUAUGUGCGGCCUCCCCAUGCCGCUGCGUUGCGUUCUCCACAGGCGCGCCCCAUCACCGGCUACGGCUACCCAGCCACCGGCGUUGUUGGCCCCGCAAACGCUGCCAUGGUGGCUCGUGCUCCCGGUGGACAACUAGGGGCGCGGAUGGAGAUAGUGCAGCAGCUCAUGCACUUAGCUGGAUGGGGUAACCUCCCUUCACCGCCAUCGCCAUGGCUCCACAACUACGCCGCGUUCAUGUCACCGCGAGGCCAGCCAUUGCUGCUCUCCCCCUCCGCGAGGCCCCCCGGUCCUCCCAUCCGAGCGCCGUCGUCGUCGUUCGCCUCCGGGGCGCCAGGAGCCAGUGGGAGCAGCGUUGCCGGCCGGGGUGCCGUCGUCGUCCACGGCAGUGCUGUUGCCGGCAGCCAGCAAGAAGAAGGCGCCGCCUGCAGCAACAGAUGGCGCGGUGCAACGCCUGCCCCCUGUGCUCGCCAUGCCGACCACGGUUGGAGGGGAGGUCGCCGCUGCGGCGAAUGGCCGCGUCAGGAAGCGCGCGCCAAGGACAAGGACAAGGACAGCAGCAAGCCGAAGUCGUCCAAGAAGCCCAGGCAGAGGGCCGCCAGCAAGCAGCGACAGAGAACGGCUGGAGACAACAACACGGUCGCCGCCGCCGACGCGAAAAACCUCGUCGUCGAGAACCAGCCGCCUGCUAGCAACGAUCUUCAGAUAGUCCCUGUUCUGCCGCCACCAACGCCAAGCAACAGAAGAAAGAGGAAGCAGAACGUCGCGGCCUCGCCGAGCAGCGGCGGCAGGUGCAACGUGGUCGCUAGGAGGAGCAGCGCGGUCGCGGCGACGGCGAAGAAGCACACCAUACUAACAUGGCUGAUCGACGCCGGCUUCCUAUCCGACAGGGAGAAGGUGUUCUACGUGCCAAUGGACGGCGGCGAUGGCAAGGUUGUCUCGGGCGCGGUCACCAGGACGGGCGUCCACUGCGGCUGCUGCGACGCCAUCGUGCCGCUGCCGGCGUUCGAGGCCCACGCCGGCCGCGACCUCGGGCAGCAGCGGUCGUGGGAGAAACUCCUGCUCGUGUCCGGCAGCUCCCUCCUGAACCGCAUGCAGGAGGCGUGGGAGAAGGAGCGGGUCAAGAUCUUCCUGGUGCAGGAGAAGGCGAGGGCGGCGCUGGAGCAGGAGCAGGAGAAGAGCGCGCAGGCCAAGAGGAGGCUCCUCGCGAAGCAGAAGAAGGGAGCCGUCGAAGGGGUCAUCACGUCUCCUAGAAUCAGAACGAAGCUGAGGUCCGGCGAGGACUCCAGCGACGACGCCUGCGGCGUCGGCGCCGACGGCGGGGAGCUUCUCUGCUGCGACAGCUGCCCCUCCACCUUCCACCCGGCGUGCCUCGCCAUGAAGGUUCCAGAGGGCUCGUGGGCUUGCCACUACUGCCGAUGCGUGCUGUGCAUGGCAAAUGGUGAUCAAGGCCUGUCCACAUGCCAACAUUGUACUCUGAAGUAUCAUGAGAUUUGCCGUCCAUCCCUAAGCAAUGGGCGCGGCAUCGGCGCAUACUGUAGCGAAACCUGCAAGAAGGUGUCUGCUCAGUUAGCAGACACGAUAGGCGUAACAAACCAUAGUGAAGAUGGUUUCUCAUGGGCUCUACUGAAGAUUCAGAAAGACGAGCCAGUCAGUUCACAGAACAGUCCUGAUGUUCUUGAAUGCAACGUGAAGCUUGCAGUGGCGCUUGGCGUGCUGAAUGAGUGCUUCAACCCAGUUAAGGAUCGACGAACUAAGAUCGAUAUGCUCCACCAAGCUGUCUACAGCCUCGGAUCAGAAUUCAAACGGGUAAGCUACGAAGGAUUCUACACCAUGAUUCUGGAGAAGGAUGGAGAAAUCAUUUCAGCAGCCCUGCUGAGGAUCCAUGGCACAAAGGUCGCGGAGAUGCCGUUCGCAGGCACACUGCCAGCUUACCGGAAACAAGGAAUGAUGCGUCGGCUGGUGAACGCUGUCGAGCAGGUGCUGGCGUCAGUGCAAGUGGAGAAGCUGGUGAUACCGGCCAUAGCUGCUAUGGUGGACACCUGGAAGAGGUCCUUCUCCUUCAGGCCUCUAGACCCCGAGUCGAGGGAGGAAACCAAGAGGCGGAGCCUGGUGGUGAUCACCGGCACUACCCUGCUCCACAAACCCGUGGCCGCCGCGCCGCCGUCUCCGUCGCCACACAAACAAACCGAAGCAGCAGCGGCGAAGAGUGGAGCAGAGCCAUGGUGGUGGAAGUACACGUACGGGGCGCCGCCGCUGACGGACGACGAGCGGGCCUUCCUGGAGACGAACACGGGCACGGCGCCGCUCGGCUGCAGCUUCACCGACCUGGUCACCGGCAAGGUGUCGUCCCUGCACAAGGCGCUGUGCGCGGGGAACUCGUCGACGUCGGUGCCCUGCUGCUCCUCCGGGUCUCUCCGCGGCAGGUCCUGGGAGCGGCGGCGUGCCGCGGCUGUCGUUCGUGCGUUGUUCAUGAGUUGCAUUUGCUGCAUGCGCGUGGGAAUUGAAGGGCCGGGGUUGCUUUGUUCAUCAGUUUGUUUGUUUGUUGGUUCUUUUUACAAGCAUGGAGAUUAG